Messenger RNA from Danaus plexippus (monarch butterfly), 1743 nucleotides. Its product is annotated as cytochrome P450 4C1-like. The record is from RefSeq and is a predicted model, not a curated record. The coding region runs from base 219 to 1730 and encodes 503 amino acids. The transcript has 9 exons. Gene Ontology annotation, molecular function: monooxygenase activity; heme binding; iron ion binding. Lineage: Eukaryota; Metazoa; Arthropoda; Insecta; Lepidoptera; Nymphalidae.
UCUAUAAAUAGAUUGCACAUGAGGCAUUGUAAUUUUGUUACUAAAAUAAUAAAAAAUAAUAAUUACCAAAAUGUUUUCGUUUGACGGACGAACGUAUAUCAUAAAUAUAUUAAUCACAGUUCUGUACAAGUAAUAUUUAUAAUGUUGUAUAUUGAUUUUAAGUCAGUCUCACAUAGGGAGUCGCGAAAGUAUUCUGUUUUAGUGCGUAGUGUUUCGAGAUGCUUACAAUAAUUUUAAUAAUUGUGCUGUUUAUUUGUUUCAUUCAUUUGGCACUAAAUUACAACAGCACAGCUAGGUUAAUGAGAAAAAUACCAGGACCUAAGGAAACAUUUAUUUUCGGACAUGCUCUUAAGAUUAUGGUGUCGCCAGUGGAACUGUUUGCUUUGGGUCGACAGUGGAGUUCUACUUUCAAAGAUAUAUACAGGUUCUAUGCAUUCCCUGUGGCUUCAGUUAACAUAUACAAUCCAGAAGAUGUAGAGACAAUUACUUCCAAUAUGAAAUAUCAUGAGAAAAGCCUCAUUUACAAGUUUUUGGAGCCAUGGCUUAAGGAGGGAUUGCUGAUCAGCAAUGGUACCAAAUGGCAGCAUCGAAGAAAAGUUUUAACUUCAGCAUUCCACUUUGACGUUCUGAAAAAAUAUUUUGAUUCUAUAGACGGAAAUAGUCAAAGACUUGUUAGAGUCCUCCAACAAACUAACGGUCAAUCUGUAGAUGUUGUGCCAAUAUUAUCAGAAUAUACACUCAAUACUAUCUGUGAGUCGGCAAUGGGCACUGCUUUGAGUGACGAAUCCUCUAGUGAAGGGAAAAUGUAUAAAACUUCUAUUUAUCAGAUGGGACAUACACUAUUUCAAAGAUUUAUUAACAUUUACCUUCAUCCUGAUUUUAUUUUUAAUUUAUCUUUUCUGGGAAGGAAGCAAAAACAACAUUUGUCAGUUAUUCAUAAUUUUACUAAGAAUGUUAUCAAGAAUAGAAGAAAACUACUUGACAUUGAUAAUAUAUCCGAAACUAAAGUUGCCCAAGCAGAUGGUAACAUAAGUAAUGUUUUUAAAAAGAAGAAAGCUGCCAUGUUGGAUCUAUUACUUCUAGCAGAAAAAGAGGAAUUGAUAGACGGUGAUGGAAUACAAGAAGAAGUUGACACAUUUAUGUUUGAAGGUCACGACACUACUCAAGCUGCGUUAACUUAUUGUCUAAUGUCUUUGGCAAACGAGGAAUUUGUGCAGCAAAAGGCGUACGCUGAACAAGAGUGUAUAUUUGCUGGCGACAACCGUCCUGCAACCCUAGCCGACUUAACAGAAAUGACCUAUUUGGAAUGUUGUAUCAAAGAAUCAUUACGACUCUAUCCACCUGUACCGUUCAUUAGCAGGAAAAUUAAUGAACCGACAACUCUAAGCAACUACACCAUACCUGCUGGAGCUUCGUGCCACAUCCAUAUAUAUGAUUUGCAUCGUCAAGAAAGCAUCUAUAAGAAUGCUCUAAAAUUCGAUCCCGAUCGCUUCUUAAAAGAAAAUUCAGUCGGCAGACAUACUUAUGCAUACAUACCAUUUAGUGCGGGCCCUAGAAAUUGUAUCGGUCAGAAAUUUGCAAUGAUGGAAAUGAAAUCAUCUCUCUCCGCCGUAUUAAGAAAUUUCAAAUUGGUUCCCGUCACUUCACCAGAUGAUCUUUGCUUUAUAUCUGACAUAGUCCUCAGAAAUCAUGCACCAGUGUAUGUUAAAUUUAUAAAGAGGAAUAAAUAAUGCUAAUAAAUUA